CAUCGUACCUCCGGCUCAUCCCAUAUCCCAUUCCCAUCUCUUUGGAAAUACCAAAAAAAAGGUGCUCAAACGUUUGAGGCUCCGGAUGAUGAGGGCAGAUUCUCGGAAAGAAAACGAAAAAAAAUUUCCAAGUUGAAUUUUUUCCAGCGCCUUCGCGCCGGGCGACCUUAUUGGGCCACAUCUUGAGGCGUUAGCCGAUCGGCCACAAUUGGCCCCGUUUUCUAUGAUUAGCGUCGGCCUGCGAAUUUGACAUAGGCGCGAAGACAUCGGGCUCCACCUCCUUUCUGGGUGGAGCGUCGCUAGACAUUGUAGCGCAGCAUUUCUUCAGAAAUGCGCCACAGGGCGGGCUUUGCAGGCAAUAAAAUGGCCCGCCCACAGGUUUUCUGAUUUACUUUUUGCCACCCCCAAAAAAGCUCGGAAAAAUUACCCACUUUCAUACCCAUCGCAAAAAAUGCGUCAAACACGGGCGGAAAUUGAAGAGUUUGUCGGUCGCCGAAAAUUUUUUUGGAUUUUUUUUGGAAUUCCUUUGAAAUUUUUUUUUCGAAAAAUCGAUUUUUCACAUUUUGCAAAAUUCCCGCUUUAGCAUGAGUCGAACACGUGAUAGCGUGCGGAUUGGGGACAGUCGUUGUCGAAAACGCACGGAGCGCGCGACUUUCAAGGAUUUCGCAUGUGGUUGCUUGUGUUUUCUUCCAGGCCUGAAGCACGAGAAGCCCGCUAGUCACAUUCAAGCCAUACUGUUGCUCGUGUGUGAGGCUUGCGCGCAAUUUCUUUUCGGCCCGCCCCCAAACUUUUGUCCUGCGUUGAAAAUAUUUCGGUUUUCUUUCAAGCCCAAUCAUAAUCGGGGUCCCGGAACUUCAAAAACGUGAAGCAAUGCCUGGAGUCAGCGUCGCCAUCUCACUUGUGUUGCUGCUCGUCAGCGUUAACCAGGAAUUUUACGAAAAUUUGUUUUCCGAGCUCUGAUUUCUGGGUUUUUCCGAUAUGA
Molecule: messenger RNA, 982 nt
Organism: Amoebophrya sp. A120
Lineage: Eukaryota; Dinophyceae; Syndiniales; Amoebophryaceae
Source: the annotation of a GenBank genome assembly